UCACCAAUUCCUGAAGAAGGAUGCGCUUAUCUGACAAGUCUCAGUGUGAUUAGUGGCAUGAAUGCUGAAGACAGUGAUAAGAAAACUAAUGGUGUACAUUUGCAUAUAGAGACUAAGCAAUCAUGCAGAGUACCAUAAAUCUGUUAACGGCUGUACAGCAGGGUGAUACUGAUGCCAUUCACGUCUUACUUUCGGCUGAUGUCCUGCAAUCUGACCUGAACAGCGCCCUCUGCUGGAGUGCCAGGUUAGGAUCAUGUGACAUCACUGAGAUGCUCUUGUCUGCCGGUGCAGAUCCAAACUGUCGUUUGUGGGGUGGAUUCUCUCCCCUGUUGUGGGCCACUAUAUUCUCAGAGAACGCAGAAAUUAUGCACCUGUUGCUUAGAUCAGGCAGCAGUGUGAACUGUGCAUCAUACAGACGGCGACAAACUGUCCUGCAUGCUGCGGUCAUUCGUGGUAGCGCAGAGUUUACAUCAAUCCUGUUGGGACACGGAGCAAACCCUGACAAGCAGGACUACCUGUCCAGGACUCCCUUACACUAUGCCAUUCAGAGGAGUAAUCUGCAGGCCAUCAAAAUGUUACUGACUCACAACUGCAACGUCAACAUCUGUGGUGUCCAUAACGGAGAAUACAUCUCUCCUUUGUACUGGGCUUUGCUACAAGACAAUUUAGAAGCGGCGAAAAUGUUACUGCUAGCCGGUGCUAAGUUCAACCAGCCCACCAUCUACUGUACGGUUACUGUGAACCAGUUUUACCGUACGAUUGAGGAGACUCUGAAAAUGCAGGUUCGUCCCGUCUAUCUCCAGCAGCAGUGUCGUGUCUGCAUACGCCAUCAGUUCAGCUAUGACAUUCUGAAGAAACUAGAACAACUUGUGUUCCCAAAACGGCUGAAGGACUUCAUUCGAUUAGAAGAACUUGAUCAUUGCUGUUGUGGACAUUAAUUGUUUUAUUAGUCCCUUACUGGGACCCAAGGGGUGGGGUGGGGGGAUUUGGUUGGAGCUUUAGAGCUGGAGUUUUGGGUGCACCGUUUGUGAUUCCAUGUGUGUGUCAAUCUGUCACAAAACAGUAUUCCAGACUUUUUUUCAUAACAGAUCAUCAGAUUGAAUUGGAUGCUGGUAGAGGCUUCACAUUGACGAGCUACAGAUCAAGUUUUCAACAAAAUUGUGGUUGUUUUUGUCUCUUCUUGAACUAGGACAGUUUUCCAGACUUUAUUUUUGGUUUGUCCAAUUGAAUAGAAAAUUGGCACCUGGCUUCAUCAUGACCAGGAACAUACUAGGUUUGAGUUUGGCACUGUUUCUGGUUUGUCUUAUUUUCAACAAAGUCAUGUCUGUUUGUGUCAGUUUUGUUCUGCUGUUGUCUGUGCCAAAGCUGUUGUAAUAGUCGGGCACCUCAGACUGGCAGGGGACGUGUAUUGCAAAACCAAUACUUACAGAGUGCUCGCUCAGGUGUUUUAAUACUUGUUGAGAUUCCUUGUUAUAUGUAAAAUUCACAUGUGUAAGUGUAUGUGUAAGAGGUUAUCCAGCCCCAGGGCCAGUUUAACAAAGCAGGACCUUGUAGCAUUACAUACAAAUAAUUUUCCUUUGAACAUUCACUCGAGUGAUUGUAUUGUCCUGAUAUUUCAAUUUUACAAGGAUAUACAGAUUUUUAAUGAAUUUAUGACCAUUUGUUACAUUUUAUAACAAACACAUAAAAAUACUAGUUAAAGUAAAUACAAGUUUAGGUACAUUUGUAGUCUAGAAAAAGGUAGUUAACAUGACAAUAAUGUGACAUUAAUAGGAUAUUAAUGUGAUGCUAAUGGGACAGUAAUAUAUUUAAUGCAGUGUUAAUGAGACGUGAAUGGAACAUUAAUGGGAUGUGAAUGGAAUGUGAUUGUGAUGUUAAUGUGUGUGGAUGUAAUGUUAAUUGUAUGUGAAUGCCGUGUUAAUGGGAUGUGAAUGUGAUGUUAUUGGUAUGUGAGUGUGAUGUUAAUGGGAUGUGAAUGUGAUGUUAGUGGGUGCGAAUAUGAUGGUGGUGGUAUGUGAAUGUGAUAUUAAUAGGUGUGAAUGUGAUGUUAUUGGCGUGUGGAUGUAAUGUUGAUGCUGUAUGGAUGUGAUGUUAAUGGGAAGUUAGUAUGAUGUUAAUGUGAUGUGAUGUUUGUGGGUGUGAAUGUGAUGUUAAUGAUAUGUGGAUGUGAUGUUGAUGGGAUAUGGAUGUGAUGUUAAUGGGACGUUAGUAUGAUGUUAAUGUGAUGGGAUGUUAAUGGGAUGUCAGUGUUAAUGAAAUGUGAAUGUGAUGUUAAUGGGUGUUAAUGGGACGUUGAUGGUAUGUGAGUGUGAUGUUAAUGGGUGUGAAUGUGAUGUUGAUGGUAUGUGAUUGUGAUGUUAAUGGGUGUGAAUGUGAUGUUGAUGGGAUGUGGAUGUGAUGUUAAUAGAAUGUGAUUUUAAUGGGAUGUGAUGUUAAUGCGAUAUAGAUGUGAUGCUAAUGGGCAUUAGUAUGAUGUUAAUGUGAUGUUGUAUAAUGGAGGUCAAGUAAGAGUUGUACAUGGACAAUGUAAUACAUCACUGUGGCGCCAGUAUGCAUGUACAGACAUGGUUGUCUUUGUGUGGCUGUGAAUGUAGCGUAGCAUCAGUAUACAUGUACAUACAUGGUUGUCUUUGUGUGGCUGUGAAUGUAGCAUAGCAUCAGUAUACAUGUACAGACAUGGUUGUCUUUGUGUGGCUGUGAAUGUAGCGUGGCAUCAGUAUACAUGUACAUACAUGGUUGUCUUUGUGUGCCUGUGA
Messenger RNA from Liolophura sinensis, 2756 nucleotides. Its product is annotated as ankyrin repeat and SOCS box protein 8-like. Lineage: Eukaryota; Metazoa; Mollusca; Polyplacophora; Chitonida; Chitonidae. Gene Ontology annotation, molecular function: protein binding. The transcript has a single exon. The coding region runs from base 123 to 938 and encodes 271 amino acids. Gene Ontology annotation, cellular component: cytoplasm. The record is from RefSeq and is a predicted model, not a curated record.